UACCCCUCGUUCCACGUUGCAUCCCAGAUGGACACAUUCUCCCACUCGAAAAUUGAGAAUGGAGCAGCUUGAAGAGAGAGAUCAUCUUUAAUCUGGGCAACUUUACCAAUUCCCCGACGUAAAGGAUACCUACUCAGUCACCAAGCUUGCGGGACCUUUGUCGUCGCUAUAACCAGGAGGGAAAAGAGAAACACGCAUCUUGAAUUGCGCACUGGGUUGUGAGGUGAAACCUAAUCAGAUCCAGCAGGCUCGAUGACUAAGAAGUAACGGGGACUUUCAAGAAAAAAGUUGCAUUUGGAAACAUUUGAAUAACCUCACCUCUGCUCUACAGUCCAGUGAAGGGCUUUUCAGAAUGUCUGUGCCAGGAAAUUGAGCACACGCCGCUCUCUUUGCACGUUGUGGAGAGACUACUUUUUUAAAACAUUUGAUUUAUACCGGAGAGAAAAAGAAAACAGUGGUCCAGCUCAUCAUUUACAGAAAACCCGGAACCACAGUUGUGAAUCCAUCCCUCCCGAUUGUGAGAGUUUCAACACUGGCACUUGUGGGUGCCUGCGUGUUCUGUGCGUCCUAAGGGGGGGAAAGGGAAGGAGAUAUCGGAUGCUUAUUAUCACCACAGUGAGAGUUAAUCGCAUGACAUCCGGACUGAUGUGUGGAUUACAUACAACGUCGCUUUGAGAGAGGGGGGCGCGAUGCCUCUGACAAGAAAGUGUCACCGAGGAUUCUGCACAAUCGCCUGAGAAUUGCGGAUGUUUUGUCGAUGCAGUUUUUUGGGGAGGGAGCAGAAGAGGGACCACUCCUGCAGACUUCGGCGUCUCCGUGAACAAGGCCUGAGUUACAGUGGAUUGGUUGUUAACAUGAGGAUGAUCAGAACCCCUUGGAACUGUGAUUGAAUUGGCAGUGGGCCCAAAUCCUCUUUCCAAAAAGUGGAAGACCAGUCAACGAAUUAUGAAUGUUAAACAAGAUGACCUCCAAUCAGCAGCAGCAGAUGAUGCGAGGUCCUAGGUGGAAUCGGGCCUUGUCCGACCCUUUGCUUGUGCUGCUUCUGGCCCUCCAGCUGCUAGUGGUGGCAGGGCUGGUACGUGCUCAGACGUGCCCCUCUGUCUGCUCCUGUAGUAACCAGUUCAGCAAAGUCAUCUGCACCCGCCGAGGCCUGCGGGAUGUCCCUGAUGGCAUCUCGACAAACACACGCUACCUGAAUCUGCAAGAAAAUCUCAUUCAGGUCAUAAAGGUGGACAGCUUCAAGCAUCUACGACAUCUGGAGAUCCUGCAGCUGAGCAAAAACCACAUACGCAAAAUUGAGCUGGGUGCCUUCAAUGGACUGGCCAGCCUCAAUACCUUGGAGCUUUUUGAUAACCGCCUCACCACAAUCCCAAACGGGGCAUUUGAGUACCUGUCCAAACUAAAGGAGCUUUGGCUGAGGAAUAACCCCGUAGAGAGCAUUCCCUCCUAUGCUUUCAACAGAGUGCCCUCAUUACGGCGGUUGGACCUCGGGGAGCUCAAGCGGCUCUCCUACAUUUCUGAGGGGGCCUUUGAAGGGCUGAGCAAUCUACGGUACUUAAAUCUGGGAAUGUGCAAUCUGAAGGAAAUUCCCAACCUUAUUCCCCUGGUGAAGCUGGAUGAACUGGAGAUGUCGGGGAACCAGCUAUCUGUCAUCCGGCCUGGCUCUUUUAAAGGGCUCAUCCAUUUGCAAAAGCUAUGGAUGAUGCAUGCCCAGAUCCAGACCAUAGAAAGGAACUCUUUUGACGACCUACAGUCACUAGUGGAGCUCAAUCUAGCCCACAACAACCUUACCCUCUUGCCCCAUGAUCUCUUUACUCCUUUACAUCACCUGGAGAGAGUGCACUUGCACCACAACCCCUGGAAUUGUAACUGUGACAUCCUCUGGCUUAGCUGGUGGCUCAAAGAGAUGGUACCAGCAAACACGAGCUGCUGUGCCCGCUGCAGCUCACCUACCCACCACAAGGGACGAUAUAUUGGCGAGCUGGACCAGAAUUACUUUCACUGUUAUGCUCCUGUUAUUGUGGAGCCUCCCACAGACCUAAAUGUGACAGAAGGUAGCGCUGCAGAGUUGAAAUGCAGGGCCAGCUCUCUGACCUCUGUAAGCUGGAUUACACCCAACGGUUCCAUCAUGACACACGGAGCGUACAAGAUCAGAAUCUCUGUGCUGAAUGACGGCACGCUGAACUUUACGAAUGUUACCAUGCAGGACACAGGCACAUAUACGUGUAUGGUCAGUAAUUCUGCAGGUAACACGACAGCAUCUGCCACACUCAAUGUGUCCUCUACAGAGAACAGCAGCUUCAGCUACUUCACCACAGUAACAGUGGAGACCAUAGAAACGCCACAUAAUGAAGGCUUCACCACCAGUGUGCAACAGAAGGUGGGCCCCACCCCCUCCGCUGGAGCAUGGGAGUCUGUUUCAGCCACUUCAACAACCACCACCACAAUUCGGACGACGCUCUUCACUCGCGCCACGGAGAAGACUUACACGAUCCCUGUCACAGAGCUGGGUGGGGAGGGCUCACUCAAUGGCUUGGAUGAGGUGAUGAAGACGACCAAGAUCAUCAUCGGCUGCUUCGUUGCGAUCACGCUGAUGGCAGCCGUCAUGUUGAUUAUCUUCUACAAGAUGCGCAAACAGCACCACCAGCAGAACCACCACGCACCCACACGCACUAUUGAGAUCAUUAAUGUGGACGAGGACUGUGUAACAGGGGGCCCGGGUAUGGAGGGCCACCUGACUCUGCCUCCUCUUGAGCAUGAGCACCUCAACCACUAUAACACCUACAAGAGUGCAUACAACCAUGCCACCAUCAACUCCAUACACAGCUCAGCGCACGAACCUUUGUUAAUCCGGGCCAGCUCAAAAGACAAUGUACAAGAGACCCAAAUCUAACGCAUUUUUUUUUUUCAAAAUGAGACAUUAUAAAACUGAUGGAAUUACAUAAAACAUGACUGACAGGACAGUACUGAUGACUGGAUGUGAGGCUUACGGCUCAAACAUGGAGAAACAGACUCCCGUUUGUCAAAUCAGUGGCUGGUGGUGUUUGUUCAAUGACUCUUGGGAUUAGGGUAUGUCUACUGUUUCAAAAAGUGUCUUUACAAAACAGAAGUUAUUUAUUUAAGAAAAAAAAUAUUGUGGUUAAAUCAAGAAAAACUGUAUUCUGCAAUUAUUUUUUCAGCACUUAUUCAUGUCCUUCUUUUCUCCCUCUCAUUUAUGGAUUUGGUUUACUAAUAUGCUUUGAAAUGCUUUUGAGGCACCUGUCAAAGAAAACGUAGAAGCAAAUUAUUUUUUCUUUCCUUUUUUUGUAAACUGCAGACUUCAGGAUCUGAUAAGAUAGAAACCUAAUUUUCCCAUGUGUGAAAGGAAUCUAGAGCACAUUAGUGAUUUUCUCCAGCUGUGGAUUAAGUGAUGAAAUCUUUGUGACCAUCUGUAACUGGGAUGAUUUAAAAUCUUGUUCAUUAUUUUACAGUGAUUGACAGAACUGUCAGUGACAAAAUUUGGUCAUAAUUCACGACUUAAUUAUAUCUCUUACAUACAUAUUAGGCACUCUGCAAUGUCAUCAGUAGACUGAAGAUCCUUAAUGAGUGCAAUAUGUCCUGCCUUCUGCUACUGUACAAGUCAAGGCUCACUAUUAAAAGCAUAUUUUAGUUCAAUUAAAUUCUAUACACAAACUAUGGAAGAAACAUUUGUCUUUGUUUGCCUAAUGGAUAUGCAAAAUACAAUGUCAUCAUUGAUUUCCACUUGUUUUGAUUCAGAUCCCAAGCAUCUCAAAAGACAUGAUUACGAAAAGGAAAAAGUUGUUUAUUGUAUUAAGACCAAUUCUGAUCUCAGAGGGUCAUGAUGAAGGAGCAGCACUAAUGGGUACUUUAGCAUUAAGAUGCUUGUAAUCAAAAAUAUAGAUAAAGAUGUAAAAUUCAAAAGUGAUGGAAAAUGUAGCUGAUCUUAUCUUCUGGUAAAGGUUCACUGCCUCCAAAUAUUACAAGUGUAUAAUGGCCUCACCUUUCACUUAGUUUGCUUUGUACCUGCUGCAUGUGAAGAUGCUUUGAAGCCACUUUUUCAUGGUGGGGACCCCUUACCUCAUCUGCAGCACUGCAGGACAGAGUGCUGUCAGAAGCAGACUGGUGAGCUGAAGAAGGAGCGUAAACCCUGUAUACAGCUGUCUGAGCACAUUGCCUGUCAUCUGUAUGUCACAUUUCCACAUCGGCAGUGCUUGGCAGUCCCAGAUUCACACCCUGCCCCUGCCAACCACAGGACUUGGCCCCGAGAGGGAGGGCUUAUGCAGCAAGAAGCUUUGGGGGUGAAUGUGUGGGAUCGGGCAUCAACCAGAUGUUUGGGUUGCUUCCCCCCCCCCUCCGUUAGCGACAACACAAUUUCCAUUUUAAUUGAUGUGCCCAUGGGUUUUGGAUGGACACAGCUCCGCAGGCGCCCAUACCUUGGAAACCAUUUCAAAGUCCCCACCAUUAGAAUGGUGCCAGGCAGCAGAAAUGCAGAGGUUAUGCAGACAUUUGUCAGAUCCUCCAGGUUUAUUUUUAGCAGAUAAGUGCAGCUUUGGUCCUCUGACAGUAAAAUAAGACAAAAAGCUUGUUAUUGUCAUGUUUCAUUCAGAUUUGUCUUUUACAUUAUAUUGUAGGUUUAUGUUACAGUAAGGAAGUAUACAGAGGAGAAUACCUCUUAAAAAAUACUGUUUGAGAUAGUGACAUGUAUUUUUUUGUGGAAUCGUGAUGCAAAGCACUAUCCUGAAAAAUUGGAGGUGGUACUGCACCCAAAAACUAGAGGAAGUUGUGGGUUUUGAAUGUUCUUACAUCCUGGGUUUGAAAGGUUUCUACAGUGGUAACAACGACCAUGAAAUCUGCAACUAAUUGUGCUGCAUAAUCAAUAUCUCAUUUGUUUGCUGAAGACUGGGCAAGUUAGCACUGGUGAAAACAGCAAAGGUUGACAAAGAUGAGUUCACAGUCACACAGUGGAAAAUAAAUACAAAUUAACCAAACAAUGUCAUUUGAUGGACUUAAAUUUACAUGAAGUGAGUGCAUCCUACUCAAAAAACCUAAAAGACAAAGAUGCUGCUUCCUAUGUUAAAAUAUUUCAAAU
Messenger RNA from Paralichthys olivaceus (Japanese flounder), 5089 nucleotides. It is a transcript of the gene lrrc4ca, whose product is annotated as leucine rich repeat containing 4C, genome duplicate a. Gene Ontology annotation, molecular function: cell-cell adhesion mediator activity. Gene Ontology annotation, biological process: modulation of chemical synaptic transmission; synaptic membrane adhesion; regulation of axonogenesis. Gene Ontology annotation, cellular component: postsynaptic density membrane; glutamatergic synapse; plasma membrane. The record is from RefSeq and is a predicted model, not a curated record. Lineage: Eukaryota; Metazoa; Chordata; Actinopteri; Pleuronectiformes; Paralichthyidae.